AUGCAUACAGCGCAGCUCUUGAAAUUCUGGGGUCCACUUGUCCUCCUGAACGAAUAUCCUUUCGAACGGUUCAAUGGCAUGCUCCAAAGCAUACCAACCAAUAAACACGUGUACGAGCUCGACCUGACUAUGCUACAACAAAUGUGUCGGCAGGCUCGUUUAGCUGCUGUUGCGGCUGACUUUACACAGACACACCCCUCCAAUAGCAACUUCGGCCAAGUUUUCAACAUUUUAUACGACAAAUUCCCGUAUCCUGCCUCGUCUCAAGCGCAAAUACCUAAUCUUUGUGAAUACCGAGACCAGCUCAGUGAAGAGACGUAUAGGCUUCUUUUCCAACGUCUUAAUCAUGGCCAGCCUCAAAGAACAAGUUUUGUGGAUUGCCACCAAUUCCCGAUACCACCUGGUUCAGCAGACCGUGUUUUGUUUGACUGGGUAAAACACAGACACCACUUGGAGUUUCGCGGAUAUGGUUAUUCAGACCAAUCCCAUGGGACUCUCGGGAAUAGUACAAUAUCUUUUUUCAAUCCGGCUAGCAAAGAACAACGAACGGGUUUCAUUACGGAAAUAUUCACUAUUCUUCUUCCUGCUUCGGUCGAACAAACAUUUCUCGUUGUUUCGCCUCACCUGUCCCUUUCCAGUUACGACAUGGACAAGGAUCCUUACCUCUGGUUUCCCAACUUGCGCUGUCACAUCGUUUAUUGUCGGGAUUCCUCGGAACGCAUCCUCAUAACGCCGGAAGAGAUCAUUUUUCACGUUGCACUUUACAGACGACCCAAAGGAACAUAUGGUAUCACCGAGGAAAUAUACGUUGUAAACGACACUCUCAAUCGUGGUAGAGUAACUUAG
Marasmius oreades (fairy-ring Marasmius) is the source of this 846-nucleotide messenger RNA. RefSeq lists its product as uncharacterized. The coding region runs from base 1 to 846 and encodes 281 amino acids. The record is from RefSeq and is a predicted model, not a curated record. The transcript has 2 exons. NCBI's taxonomy places the organism in Eukaryota, Fungi, Basidiomycota, Agaricomycetes, Agaricales, Marasmiaceae.